This is a messenger RNA of Callorhinus ursinus (northern fur seal), 2685 nucleotides long. RefSeq names its product protein phosphatase 2 phosphatase activator (gene PTPA). Lineage: Eukaryota; Metazoa; Chordata; Mammalia; Carnivora; Otariidae. The record is from RefSeq and is a predicted model, not a curated record. Gene Ontology annotation, cellular component: nucleus; cytoplasm; protein phosphatase type 2A complex. Gene Ontology annotation, molecular function: peptidyl-prolyl cis-trans isomerase activity; protein tyrosine phosphatase activator activity. Gene Ontology annotation, biological process: mitotic spindle organization.
AACAUGGCCGCCGCCUCCCCGUGAGCGCCGCAGCCGCGAGCCAGCCGUUACUGGGCAUGCUCCCCGAGUGCCCCGCACCAGCAUGGCGGUCGUCUUCACGGGGGUGAUUUCAAUUCUCGGUUUUCUGUUAUAGCCGGCUGGUCCUCCUUUCUCUUCAGAAAGCUCUGAGCGCCUGGUGGAGCCGGGGAAAGGGAGGGGGUGCGGGGGUGAAAGGUGAGAGGGGACUGCAGGCAUUCGGGCCGGCUCCUGGCGGGAGGAAGAUGGCUGAGGGCGAGCGGCAGUCGCCGCCAGAUUCUUCGGAGGAUAUCCCUCCAGCCACUCAGAACUUCAUCAUUCCAAAAAAGGAGAUCCACACAGUUCCAGACAUGGGCAAAUGGAAGCGUUCUCAGGCGUACGCUGACUACAUCGGAUUCAUCCUCACGCUCAACGAAGGUGUGAAGGGGAAGAAGCUGACCUUCGAGUACAAAGUCUCUGAGGCCAUUGAGAAACUGGUCACCCUUCUCAACACGCUGGACAGGUGGAUUGAUGAGACCCCUCCGGUGGACCAGCCCUCUCGAUUUGGGAACAAGGCCUACAGGACCUGGUAUGCCAAACUUGACGAGGAAGCAGAAAACUUGGUGGCCACAGUGGUCCCCACCCAUCUGGCAGCUGCCGUGCCUGAGGUGGCUGUUUACCUAAAGGAGUCAGUGGGGAACUCCACACGCAUCGACUAUGGCACAGGACAUGAAGCAGCCUUUGCUGCUUUCCUCUGCUGCCUCUGCAAGAUCGGGGUGCUUCGGGUAGACGACCAAAUAGCCAUCGUCUUCAAGGUGUUUGAUCGGUACCUGGAGGUUAUGCGGAAACUCCAGAAGACAUACAGGAUGGAGCCAGCCGGCAGCCAGGGAGUGUGGGGCCUGGACGACUUUCAGUUUCUGCCCUUCAUCUGGGGUAGCUCGCAGCUGAUAGACCACCCUUAUUUGGAGCCCAGGCACUUUGUCGAUGAGAAGGCUGUGAAUGAGAACCACAAAGACUACAUGUUCCUGGAGUGUAUCCUGUUUAUCACUGAGAUGAAGACAGGCCCCUUUGCAGAGCACUCCAACCAGCUGUGGAACAUCAGCGCUGUGCCCUCCUGGUCCAAAGUGAACCAGGGUCUGAUCCGUAUGUACAAGGCCGAGUGCUUGGAGAAGUUUCCCGUGAUCCAGCACUUCAAGUUCGGGAGCUUGCUGCCCAUCCAUCCGGUCACCUCGUGCUAGGGCCUGAGCAGCCAGGGCCGCCCAGGCCGCAGUUCUGUGCCUGCCCUCCCCCGCCCCAGCUCCGGUCACUCCCUGACCCCUCCCUCUGUUCUUUCUGUUUGCUGAGAGGCUGUCUGCUGGGGUGGGUGGUGAGCAUGGGGUGGAGGGAGGCCCAGGGCCUAAGGCGGAAGGACCCAAAGUGAGGGGAGAAGUGACCACAGGGGGGCCCGUCUUCCCAUGGCGGGAGGGUGCGCUCGGGCCCCAGCCCCACGCUUGGCCUUCCUCUCCUUUCUCUCCUGCCCCGUCCAGCGCGCCACCUGGGCUGGUCUGCACCACUGGCAGGGGAGGGGGUUGCGGUUUCCAUUGCUUUCCUUUCCUAGGUCCUGUUGCCUUUUUAGGGGUUGGGGCAGUUGCUCCCCGUGGGGUGGGUCAGUUUCCUAAGCCAUGUUUGGGUGGGUGUCUGGGGUUCUGAAGACUGGAGGAUGAGGCUGGUGGCCAGCCUCGGGGGGGAGUCGGGGACCAAGAAGCAUUGGGUGUUCUGGCCCGUGACCCUCCCAGCUUCUUCUCACGGCUGCCCCCUGGGCCUGCGGCACCUGUGUCCAGCGCCUCAUCCUGGCUUCUCUGUUCUUUGACCUUUGGCUCUGCUGGGUUUUCUGGCCGUAGCCACUCCUGUCGCCCUCUACAAGGGUGGUCUCUGGAAGCUGCCCUUUGGGUAGGCACUGGGUGUUGCUCACUGGCUGAUGGGUGAGGCCUGCCUUUCUAAAGUUUCUCAGGCUGGGAGGGCGUGGCAGAGACACAGGGAGGGGCUGGGGCCCGCUGUGGUUGUGGGGAACCUGGAUUCCUCCGGAAUCUUAGGUUCUGCUCCCUCCUCCCUGCUGCUUGCUUCUCCAGGGCCCUUUGGCCCUGUUUCCCUGCCCUUCAGGGCAGUGGGUCAGGGGCCGCUGGAGCACUCAGAAGCUCCCCCCCCCAUCCUCCCCUCUCCCUGAACUCACCUACUGGCUCUCCAGGAUGAGGCAGCCAUGGCCCUUCCAAGCCCAGGCUUUGGCUCUGCAGAUUGGCAGGGGCCGGGCUGGGUGAGGGCUUGCUGGCAUGCCAGGCCCUGAGUUUUCUUCUAGGACUGCUCUUGGGCCAGCCUCUUGCAGGCUCUCCCUGGCCCAAGCCCAGGCCUGCCCUUCUCCACUACCCCCAUCCUCUGUCUGGAUCCACAUCUCCUUUGGGAAGGGGGAGCUCCCAAGAAGCACAAUUCAGGGGCUUGACCCUCACAUCUGGGCCGAUGGCCUGGGCAGAGGCCGGGACAGGAACCGCUAGAGUCACAGAAAUCGUUUUCCCAGGAGAGGCCUCAUGCUGGCCUCCCUCCCAGGGUCCAGACCACCACCUUCCUGGCUCCUCUUGCCCUUGCCCCCCUUGCGCCCCACCCCCAGCCCCAUGCGCCUUCAUUGCUGGUUGGAUUAAAGCCUCUGUUUUGCACCUGUCA